Messenger RNA from Aspergillus nomiae NRRL 13137, 876 nucleotides. RefSeq lists its product as uncharacterized. Bases 1 to 876 code for a protein of 291 amino acids. Lineage: Eukaryota; Fungi; Ascomycota; Eurotiomycetes; Eurotiales; Aspergillaceae. The record is from RefSeq and is a predicted model, not a curated record. The transcript has a single exon.
AUGGCACAAACAUCCAUGCUAACACAGGAUAUUGCACCUAUUCCUCUGGAAUAUGUGCCAGCACCUACAGAGGAAGAAAUGCAUCCAUGGUAUCAGGCAUCCCACCUGAAUCUAGACCAGCCACUUCUCAGAGUCUGGGAUUCCCACUCAGGCGUUAAGCCAACAUCAACAAACUGCAUGUAUUCACGAUGUUCAUAUAAACUACUAGAUACUUUCGAGACCCGGGCAAUCUCGUUAGCCAUCCACGCCCAUCAUGGCAACCAGACACCGACACCGUACAUCUCAUUCACUAAAUCCGCAGGAGCUGUACAGAGAUAUGCCGAAGUGAGGGCCUGGAAGAGAGGCUCUCAGAUGCUUACGGUUGUCAACCCCAGGGUUCGAGCGGCCAGCGGUCGACACCUUCUCAGCAUGGUUAAUGAAAUGCGUUACUACGGGGUACGAGACCCAUUUGGCAUGUCCUGUGAUGAAGAUGAAUACCUCUGUCUCUGGAUGGUUUCAGAAGAAGAGGUUGUUGGACAUUGGGAAUGGAGCGAGCUCGCUAAACUGGAUGAUUGGUACGAGGCUAUUAUCCUGCCCGCGUUUAGAGAGCAUAACAAAAGAUUUGCGGCUCGUUCCUCGACAACCAAUUCAUCAAAUUCAGUCGAUGCCUUGUCCGAUACAUUCUCCAGUGCUAGGAAAAUAUCGAGAGGAUGGGGCAAUAUAUCGGAUGAAGGCGACUCCCUUCGUUUAGAAUACUCUCCUAAUAAGCGUCAGGACUCGUCGAGUGAGGCAUAUAGCAAGUUAUUUGAGGACUAUAGUGAUCUGAGCGACAGUUACUAUGAGUCUGAGGCCAAUGUAAUCGCUUAUUUGCUCAGCCCCUCGGAAGAUGAGUCCUAG